UGAAGUAUCCUUUGAACAAAAAGCAAAAAAAAAACAGAGGGUAAAAUCUUUCCUCUUUUCCUAACUAGAGUUGUAUUUCCUUGCAUGGCUCCCAACCCUCACAAGGAAAUUAAAUUUUAAAUCUUUCCCUCCCUUUCAGCACUUAGCCUUUGUGUAUACACCCAAAUAAAAGACCAUAAAUCUUUCCUUUUUAUUUUUAUUUUUUAUUAAUGGGCAAAUAAACUUAAAUCUACAAAGAUUACUUACCCUUACAGAUUUCAGUCUUCCUUGCAGCAAAUCUCUCUCUCAUAACUCAAGCAGAUUGCUUAUUUAACUAGUAGAUCUUGAAUAUCAUAUCCAUAUCCUGUCAUAUUAGAUGAAACAGAACCAUACAAUCAAAAUAUGACUAAUAUGACUUUUUAAGCGAUAACCUGUUAUUAAAAAAUUUAAAAAACAAUUACGCAGAGCUUUUAAAAAAAUUAAAAAGAAAAAAGGUACAGACCCCACCCCACUCCAGGGCAGUUGCUCUUUUUAUCAGUUUCUUCGGCGCGUUUUAUUGAAAUAGGAUGAAAGCAAAACUGAAAUCGUCCAAAACCCACCAUGGCCCUCAAACUUGGAAACGCAUUUCCUCCCCUCCCUUAUUUCGCAGAGCAAGAAUCCUCAUCUCCUUGCUGCAUAAAAAGGGAGGAAGAUUGAAGGAAAAAGAACUUGAGCAAUCAACAUUGGAACCCCCAGUCUGCUCAUCAAUCUGGUAGUUCAUGUCUUUGUGUGGCUUAUUUUCUCUUUGCCUGUGUUUAUUCCAGAAAAUUGGUAUAAAAUUAUGGUAUUAUUUUGUGUGCUUAUUUUCGUUUUUCUUUUUGUGAAUUUUCAGUAUUUGUAAGAUGUUGCAGUGUAUGAGAGAGUCAAGAAAAUUAUGGGGUUGAUGACUCGGUUGAGGAUGAGAGGGAUUUGGAUCAGAUCGUGGCCGACCGCAGAGCCGCAGAAAUCGAGCGUGAUACCCGCGACGGCGUACAACAACUCGCAAGCUCCCUCAUCUUCUCCAUGACCAAGGCCUUCAAAAAGGGCGAUGGCUGAUUUCAGGCCUCCAAGAAUCUACGACGAUAAUGAUGGAAUGCAGAGUUCACCGGGAACGGAUACUCCAGAGAGGAUGCCCCAAUGACUGACCAGACUGAAGAUGAUGGCUAUGAGGAUGAUGAUGACCAAGAAGCCGAGUUUGAGAUGUAUCGUGUUCAGGGAACACUCAGGGAGUGGGUUACUAGAGAUGAAGUGCAAAGAUUUAUAGCCAAGAAGUUCAAAGAAUUUCUGCUCACCUUUGUGAAUGACAUUGAAUAUGUGCGCCUCAUUAAUGAGAUGGUAUUAGCCAAUAAGUGUAGUCUGGAGAUUGAUUACAAGCAAUUCAUCGGUACUCAUCUCAAUAUUGCCAUUUGGUUGGCUGAUGCUUCCCAGUCUGUCCUGGAAGUCAUGGAAGAUGUUGCCAAGAAUGUGGUGUUUAGUUUACACCCCAAUUACAAACGUAUCCAUCAAAAGAUCUACGUUAGGAUAACCAACUUACCUGUUUACGAUCAGAUUAGCAACAUUCAAUAUUGUGGAGAUUUUUUUUUUUUUGCUACCAUCUUUCCUACCUUUUUCCUUUGAGGUGUAAAUGUCAUCCUGCUCUUAUGGUGCGCAGGCAGAUCCAUUUAAUGAUGUAGAACAGAUGACAGAUUUUAUCGUGAUUGAGCUAGAAAAAGGACGUAGUGGGAAUAUGCAGAUUUGUCGUCCAAGCUCCGAUUAGGACGCAAAAUACCAUUUCGGAAAGGGAACGACGCCACGAGUGUAACUCACAGCUUUGCUGUGACAUAAGAUGGAUUUUGGCAUUCUGAGGUCGUUUGGCCUUCCAAAACUGCAGUUAAAGUUUGGUAGUUAAUUUUCCAAUAAAUUCUGUUUUGGACAGUUUAGGAGUUACGUUAUUAAAACUCCAAAUUAAUCCUGUUUUUUCAGUUUUAUGUAAUAACUCCCUAGUAGUUGAAGGGUUGAGGGUUGUUGAGAAUUGUGUAUUUAG
Prunus persica (peach) is the source of this 2020-nucleotide messenger RNA. Its product is annotated as DNA replication licensing factor MCM2-like. The record is from RefSeq and is a predicted model, not a curated record. Bases 1135 to 1614 code for a protein of 159 amino acids. NCBI's taxonomy places the organism in Eukaryota, Viridiplantae, Streptophyta, Magnoliopsida, Rosales, Rosaceae. The transcript is spliced from 6 exons.